AUGCUCACGGAUGAGACCAACCGGAAAAUGGCCGUACUAUUGGCCGGACAGGGGCUGACCGCACGGCUCACAUCGUUGGUACAGUUGUGGACAAAGAAAUCGGCCGCCAAUCGGUGGUCAAUUGUCUACAAGAAGAUCGUAUGCUUUAUCACCGAUGAUAAUCGUGAUCAUCGGCGGUGUCUGAUCCGUGUGUACGACAACUAUCUCCGCUAUGUUCACUGGGAACUGGAUUUGGGCGAAGAGUUUGUCUUCGAGUCGACAAAGGGUCCGAUGUUUCACGUGUUGCGGACACCGGACGGCCACUGCUGUGGCCUCAAGUUUGCCGAUCGGCUCGAGUCAAACGGCUUCAAGAUCUUAGUGUUGGAACAGAUACUGAAACGAUCGGCUCAGUUGUCUCAAUGCCGGCCGUCAUCGAUGGCACCGCCGACGCCACCAAAACCUGUCCAAAACAGGACUCGUCGGUCAAAUAACAGGCCAUCGGAUCAGAUACUUGUGGCCACAAAUGCCAUACCGACUGAGGAUCAGUUGGAUUGUCUGGUAAAGGAUUGCAAACAACAACUCAAUGGCGGGUCCACCGGGUCAUCAAAGAUACCGUUAAAGACUGAGCUAAAGACAACGCUAUACACGGCUACCGAGAUAUCAAUGGCACAGCAAUCGGUGGUAAACGACAGCGAGAGUCUGGCCGUGGAUUUAAAUCUACAAAAACAUAAACCAUUGAUGACUUUUUGUGUGCAAACACAUCCACUGUUGGCCAUCCAAGAUGUAGCCGAUCCCGGGGUUAGAGAUACAAUGAUAGACACUGUGGAUACAGGCGUAACGGAUCCGGUGGUCAAUAUUGCCGAUCCAGUGGUAGACACUGUAGACCCAGAAGUAAUGAAUCCAAUGGUAAAUAUAGUCAACAAUCGCGAAGAUCAGCCCAAAGACGACGAUCUGGACAUCAGUGUCGACAGUCUGGACAAGAGUGUCGAUACGGGUGUUACCGACGAUAUUGCAGAGAUUGUAUCGCAAGAAACUGAUCCAUUGGUUUUACAGAUGAAACCCAAUGAUAAUACCGACAAAGAAGUGGCCGAAUGGUUGCGCGAUGUGGUUGAAAUAGUGGCCAACAAAGUGGAGAUGGAAAUAUAUGACGGCCAAGUCGUCGCAGAAUACGACAGUGUCUUCAGUGACACGGAAUCGGAAAUGAAAUUUAUUGAUGACAGCGGAUCCGAUGCCGAAGAGUUGGUCAUUGAUUGUACAAAUGCUAAAUCAGUGAAUAACGAGCUGAACACUGGACGGGUGGUUGACUCCGGAGGGCCCGACACAAGUCAUUUGCCGGACACAAGAGGUGCCGAUCAUAAUGAGGACAAACCCGAAAUCACUACAAAUUCAGGCGAUAAAUUGGUUGACGACAAACACGAGAUCAAUUCAAACGCCAAUUUGGCCCCGACUUUGACCCCGAAAUUUGACCGCAAAUUAUACCAGAAGUAUAACCAAGAGAUGGACCAGAAAUUGAACAAAUCUAUGGCAAAGAAGUUGAACCCAGAGUUGGACCAGAAAAUGGACGACAAGUUGAACCCAAAGUCAAUCAAAAAUGGGGGCAAAAAGUUUGACUUGGAUUUGAACCAAAUGGACCUCGAUUUGAGUCGAUUGCAAGAAUAUGGUAACAAACUAGCGGUUCCGAAACGUGCACCAGUUGUCGAGCCAGACAUUACACUCGUCGCCGACCCGCCGGCAGUUGACCGGCCAGUUAUGGACACGGAUUGUGGCCAUCGCUCGAGUUGGCGCCGACCGUUGACAAAACUGUUCAACAAAAAGUCUGCGGGAAAAGCCGGUGCCGGCCGUCAACGAGCUGUCAAUCUUAACCUUUCAAUGCAGACCAACAAUAGUGACCCGAAGGCCGUAAAGGAGCAGCAGGAUACAUUUUGUAAGUUCACACCUAAGCAGAAUAAAAAGCGCCGC
Messenger RNA from Medioppia subpectinata, 1938 nucleotides. Lineage: Eukaryota; Metazoa; Arthropoda; Arachnida; Sarcoptiformes; Oppiidae. The record is from the annotation of a GenBank genome assembly.